This is a messenger RNA of Daucus carota subsp. sativus, 2490 nucleotides long. Its product is annotated as glycerophosphodiester phosphodiesterase GDPDL3. Gene Ontology annotation, biological process: lipid metabolic process. The transcript has 9 exons. Gene Ontology annotation, molecular function: glycerophosphodiester phosphodiesterase activity. The record is from RefSeq and is a predicted model, not a curated record. Bases 68 to 2350 code for a protein of 760 amino acids. NCBI's taxonomy places the organism in Eukaryota, Viridiplantae, Streptophyta, Magnoliopsida, Apiales, Apiaceae.
UGGAUAGACGUGUAGAGAUACAUAUACGCUGUGGCUUUACCGGACUCGCAUCUCCAAGUCAUAUAAAAUGUUCAAGGCAAGCAUUAUGCUUCUUUGCUUGAUUGUGUUUGCAGCUCAUGCUCAUCAUGCUAAGCGAUCAACUUCCAACAACAACACCUCUUCUUUGUGGAAGACACUGACCGGAGAUGCGCCUUUAGCUAUUGCACGUGGUGGCUUUUCUGGAAUAUUUCCUGAUUCGAGUAUCGACGCAUACGAGUUUGCAUUGUUGACUGGUUUGCCUAAUAUAAUCUUGUGGUGUGAUGUACAACUUACAAGUGAUGGAGCUGGGAUCUGUUUUCCAGAACUUACUCUUGAUAAUGGUUCGGACAUUAGUAGCCUUUUUGACAGAAGGAAGAAAUCCUACCUUGUUAAUGGUGCAACUAGAACGGGAUGGUUUUCAGUGGAUUUCACCUUAGAUGAUCUCACAAAUAUAUCCUUAACACAGGGAAUUUACUCACGUACCAAUAUGUUUGAUCAAAAUUUUUUCCAAGUCGUUACUGUUGAAGAUGUGGCUAGGCAGUUGAAACGGCCUGGGUUAUGGUUAAGUAUUCAGCAUGAUGCAUUUUUCAGCCAACAUAAUCUGAGCAUGAAAAGCUUCGUAAUUUCUGCAUCUAGAAGUGGUAUUGUGAAUUAUAUUUCAUCACCGGAGGUGAACUUCUUAAGAAGUAUCGUUACACAAUUCAAGGAAAGCCCAACAAAACUUAUAUUUCACUUUCUAGGACAGAAUGAUAUUGAGCCUACGACAAACCAAACCUACAAUUCUCUCCUGAUCAACUUAACAUAUAUCAAAACAUUUGCUUCGGGAAUUUUAGUUCCAAAAACAUACAUAUGGCCUUUGGAUAGAGAUCUAUAUCUGAGGCCCCAUACCUCAGUCGUGUUGGAUGCUCAUAGCAAGGGACUUGAAGUUUUUGCAUCUGAUUUCUCAAAUGAUGUACCUUUUGCUUAUGAUUACAAUUACGAUCCUGUAGCUGAGUGUUUAAAUUUCAUUGACAAUGGCAACUUUUCUGUGGAUGGCAUGCUGUCCGAUUUUCCAAUAACUCCAUCAGAGGCCAUAGAUUGCUAUUCUCAUAUGGACAAUAAUCUUUCCAGAGCAGCAAUCCCUUUGGUCAUUGCUCAUGAAGGAUCAAGUGGAGUUUUCCCUGGUUGUACUGAUCUAGCUUAUAAACAAGCUAUAUCAGAUGGAGCUGACGUUCUUGACUGUCCAGUUCAAAUGACGAAGGAUGGAACUCCUUUUUGUUUAGGCUCUAUAAACCUUAUACAUGGAACCACAGCUGCUCAGAAUUUCAGUAACCUAAUAAUGAACAUCCCUGAGCUUGAUGGUAAUGGAAUUUUCUCGUUCAGCCUUGACUGGAGUGACAUACAACGUCUGCAACCUAUGAUAUCAAAUCCCCAUCAAGGUGCAUCAUUGUAUCGAAAUCCUAGAAACAAGAACGCUGGAAAUUUUGUGACAUUGUCCGACUUUUUGGCUUUAGCAAAUAAUGCAGAUUCUGUCUUAGGUGUCUUAAUCCACAUCGAGAAUGCAUCCUACCUAGCAGAAAAGGAGGGAUUGUCUGUGACAGAUGCUGUUGUUGAUGCCUUGAGCAAAGCUGGUUACAAUAAUCAGACAAGGAAAAAAGUAAUGAUUCAGUCUUCGAGUAGUGCUGUUCUUGUUAAACUAAAGGAGGAGAAAAACAAUUAUGAAUUUGUUUAUGAGAUUGAGGAGGAUAUCCGUGACACCCUGAACUCAACCAUUUUGGACAUAAAAAAGUUUGCCAAUUCACUGGUCAUCAACAAAAAUUCUGUUUAUACUCAAAACCUUAAAUUCCUCACGGGUGCCACAGGUGUUGUGUCAAAGCUACAGGCAUUUAAUCUAUCUGUCUACGUGGAACUUUUUCAAAAUGAGUUUCUUUCUCAAGCAUGGGACUGCUUCUCGGAUGCAUCCGUGGAACUGAACCUAUUUAUUGUUGGUUCAGGAGUUGAUGGUGUCAUUACUGAUUUCCCUGGGACAGCCAACAGAUACAGAAGAAAUCGUUGCUUAAAUCUAGGAAAGAAGACCCCCCGGUACAUGAUGCCUGUAGCUGUAGGUCCUGGCGAUCUUUUAAGUGUCAGCGAAACUCAGCCACCAGCUGAAGCUCCCAACCCAGUUCUGACCGUGUCUGAUGUGACGGAAGCCCCACUCCCUGCUAUUGUCGCAAAACCACAUACAGAUAGUGGCACCAGAAGUGAGGCUACAGCACCAUUACCAAAGCAACCAAGUGGGCAAGUUAAAGUAGGUAGCGGCUGUUUCAUGCUGAACCUUGUUGUACUUCUUAUAACUCUUAUACUAUUUUGAACAAAACAACAUUUUAUUUUCUCUGAUCAUCUAGCUUUUUCCUGCUUGUUUCAUUGUGGCUGAAGCUUUUAGAUGUUUGGAGCUCAGAUGAAGAUGACUUAGAUGUGUUUUUUAAAGAGCUCCUGGUCCACAACCAUCGA